Messenger RNA from Hemicordylus capensis (graceful crag lizard), 1590 nucleotides. RefSeq lists its product as uncharacterized. The transcript is spliced from 10 exons. The coding region runs from base 317 to 1384 and encodes 355 amino acids. NCBI's taxonomy places the organism in Eukaryota, Metazoa, Chordata, Lepidosauria, Squamata, Cordylidae. The record is from RefSeq and is a predicted model, not a curated record.
CCAAACUGGGGUCACUGUCUUCCUCUUUGCCUUUUCCUGAGACGUUCAGUGAAGAGACGAGCCAGCAAGGAUAAAGAGAGCAAGACACAGCUGCUUCAUUCCCCUGAAAAGUUGAUCCUGAGGGUUGGAGAACCUUCUGGAACAAGAUGGCAACAGAGUAGUAUGCAGGACAAGGGGCUGCAGCAGGAAAGAGGGACCAGUGAAAAUUGCCUCCCCGGCUCGUGCAAAUAGAAGUGCAAGGGACAGGAAACUUGCAAGAUGCUGCCAGAACCUGUUACCCCAAGAAUAACUGCACAGAAAAUAGAAAAGCGUUAAGAUGAAUAUCAAUUUCAGAGCACAACCUGAUCCUCAGCUGAGCCAAAGAGGAAUCACAGGUCAAGGCCAGAAUGAGCUCCCUUAUGGAAAAGCAACUUACCUUGUUUGCAGACACUCCCCACAUCCCAAGACAGUCUGCCACAUAAAAGGAUUAAAUGAUACACCUGUCUGUGUCGUCAAGGACCGGGGUUACACUGCAGGAAACCUCAGAAUCCCAGCCCAAGAUCAGGAUCUAUGUCUUGGGCACACUGGAGCACCUGUUGAUUUUUCUCUUCCCAACAAUAUUCUGCCUAGUCUGGUGCACCCACCAACCAGGGGGAAAGUUACUCAGUCAAUGCGAGAUGAAAUAACAGAACUCACAAGAAGAGCAGGAAACUCACCACUUUUAACGAGGAAGGAUGAUCCUUUGAGGAAGUACCUCGAAGACCGUCCACAUUGUUCAACUGCUCAGGAGCUCCACUCCUCUCUUCAGGGCACACAUUACAAACCAGCAUUCGUGGACAAUCUUAAUUACAGCCCAAACUACCUGGACCAGGAAAUAAAGAUCCUGGCAAAACUAUGUGAUAUUUUACAGACAGACUCGCUUGCAGAAAUCCAACAGUGGCUGACAAAAGCGAGUGAAAAAGAAAAGGAUUUAGUAUCAAAUUUCAUCCGCUCAGAUAUCACCAGCAGAGAUCUGCUGAAUUAUCAGCAAAAGCUGAAUGAAAAUGAAGCAGAGAAUCUCAAUUUGCAGGCUAUGCUGAAGGCCCAAAAAUCCAUUCACAAAGGAUCACCAGAGGAAGGAAACAAACCCAGGACUUCAACCCAGGGAUCAGCAGUCAGUAGAGGAGCCAGGCUAGAAAGGGAGAUAGAAGGUCGUUUACUCCCCAAAAGAGAGAGAAUCGCAGUCCCAACAUCUGAGGAUCUAUCUAGGUUAGAGCAUUCCCCCAGCAGACACCAGAGACGGAACCAAUCUCCCAUGUCACCGCAAACCAGCACACACUUGUUAUAUAGCAAGAUGCGCUCUAAGCGGCAGAACCUUCCUUCCAAAGCAGAAGCCCGUAUGCAAAGCCGUCUGCAGAGCCUCUAAAAGCUAGCAUGACGUUCUCAACACAAUUGGCUCCAGCCUCCUGAGUUGCCAUAUGUUCUCUUAUUUUUUAUUUGCCUGUGUCUAGUAUGUUUAGGCCUUGAGUUUUUAUGUGCAAUGCAAAAAUGUGUAAACAAGCCCCCUGAAUGUUAGUACACUGAAAUAGUAAAAAAGAGACACUCAAUAAACUAUUUUGUUGUUCUUUGUAA